Messenger RNA from Aspergillus ruber CBS 135680, 1597 nucleotides. It is a transcript of the gene fbp1, whose product is annotated as fructose 1,6-bisphosphate 1-phosphatase. NCBI's taxonomy places the organism in Eukaryota, Fungi, Ascomycota, Eurotiomycetes, Eurotiales, Aspergillaceae. Gene Ontology annotation, cellular component: cytosol; cytoplasm. The record is from RefSeq and is a predicted model, not a curated record. Bases 371 to 1432 code for a protein of 353 amino acids. Gene Ontology annotation, biological process: sucrose biosynthetic process; fructose metabolic process; fructose 1,6-bisphosphate metabolic process. Gene Ontology annotation, molecular function: fructose 1,6-bisphosphate 1-phosphatase activity. The transcript is spliced from 2 exons.
GGGGAAUGUCGAUAUUUCGAGAAGAAAAGAAGUCUCCAUUGACGAUUGACAGUGCUGGUGCUUGUUAAGCGUGUCUUCCUGCCUUGGCCCGGUUGCCACGAGUUCUGAUAUCAUCCCUGAGUGCAGUACUCCGGAGUACUAGCUCCUAGUUGUCCUCACAUACCUCUGGUACGGAUACUUAACCAGGAAUCGUGGUCGUCCUUCCCUCCUUCUCCUCCCUUCAUCUUCUUCCGAAAUCCGUCAAACCGAGGUAUUCACUUUCAUAUAUAACCCUCCGACUUCUCCCAGCUCCUUCUUCAUUUCACCUACUUCUCAACUAUACUCACGUCUUCUCCCAUUUGUCCUUACUCCAUCUCUCUUAUCACCCACAAUGGCGAACAACGGCGACGCUCCUCCUGUCGGCCAGGAGAACAUCAACACCGACAUCGUCACCCUCACCAGAUUCUUUACUGAACAACAAGUCAAGGCCCCAGAGGCCACUGGUGACUUCACUCUCCUCUGCCACGCCCUUCAGUUCGCCUUCAAGUCCAUUGCCUACUACAUCCGUCGUGCCUCUUUGAUCAACCUCACUGGACUGGCUGGGUCCUCGAACACCACCGGUGAUGACCAGAAGAAGCUGGAUGUGAUUGGAAAUGAUAUCUUCGUCUCUGCAAUGAGGAGCUCUGGCAAGUGCCGCAUUCUCAUCUCGGAGGAAGAGGAGCAAGAGAUCAUUUUCGACGAACACCCCAACGCCCGCUACGCCGUUGUCUGUGACCCCAUCGACGGUUCUUCCAACCUUGACGCUGGCGUUUCGGUUGGCACAAUCUUCGGUAUCUACAAGCUGCCAGACGAGGUCCUCGGUCCGAACAAGAAGGUUACCGCCAAGGAAAUCCUUCGUCCUGGAACGGAGAUGAUCUCGGCUGGAUUCACCAUGUAUGGUGCAUCUGCUCAGCUGGUGAUCACCAUGCGUGACGGUGAUGUCAAUGGCUUCACUAUGGAAAACUCUCUGGGAGAGUUUAUCUUAACCCACCCCAGCAUGAAGAUGCCUCCCAAGAAGAGUAUCUACUCGGUCAACGAAGGUAACAGCAUGUAUUGGGCUCCUUGGGUGAACGAAUACUUCCACUCCCUCAAGUUCCCCGGAGAGGGCAAGAAGCCAUACAGCGCUCGUUACAUUGGUAGCAUGGUCGCCGAUGCAUACCGUACCCUUCUCUACGGUGGCCUCUUCGCCUACCCCGCCGACUCCAAGAGUACUAAGGGCAAGCUCCGUAUCUUAUACGAGUGUGCCCCCAUGGCUAUGUUGUUCGAGAACGCAGGCGGUUUGGCCGUCAACUCCAAGGCAGAACGUCUUCUUGAAGCCGUGCCCGAGCACAUCCACGACCGCAGCGGUGUCUACCUGGGCUCGAAAGACGAGGUCCAGAAGGUCAUCGACAUGUACAAGAAGCACCACGGUUAAAAUAAUUGCAUACUAAUAAUCCUGUGUCCUGUUCAAAACGGUUUUCUCAUUUCCUUUGCGCGUCUCGGUGUCUGGACUGUUCGGAUGGAGUUCUGCGGUUUCACCAACGAAGUGAACGAUUCUACCUGUAUUAAAUAGUACUACCAAUACAUGAACUACAGCCAA